AUGUUGAAGCUCUCGUGUAAUGUGACUGACAAGUUACAGAGUUUCUUCUUCUCGUAUUCUCCGGUACAUCGGAGAAUCGUUUCCUCCUCCUCGUCCGUGUCUUUUUCUCAGGUGAGGAUAUCGGAUCCAAUACGAGCGAUUGUAUCUGCUGAUCAAGGAAGCGUGAUUCGAGAAGAAGAAUGUUUGGGUACUCUUGCGGAUCGGCUCCGAUUGGGUAGUUUGACGGAGGAUGGUUUAUCUUACAAGGAGAAGUUCAUUGUCAGAUCCUACGAAGUUGGAAGUAACAAAACCGCCACCAUCGAAACCAUUGCUAAUCUUUUGCAGGAAGUGGGAUGUAAUCAUGCUCAGAGCGUUGGAUUUUCGACUGAUGGAUUUGCAACAACACCUACCAUGAGGAAAUUGCAUCUCAUUUGGGUCACUGCAAGAAUGCACAUUGAGAUCUACAAAUACCCUGCUUGGGGUGAUGUGGUUGAGAUAGAGACAUGGUGCCAGAGUGAAGGAAGGAUCGGGACAAGGCGUGAUUGGAUUCUUAAAGACAUUGCUACGGGUCAAGUCACUGGCCGUGCUACAAGCAAGUGGGUGAUGAUGAACCAAGACACAAGACGGCUUCAGAAAGUUUCUGAUGAUGUUCGGGACGAGUACUUGGUCUUCUGUCCUCAAGAACCCAGAUUAGCAUUUCCAGAGGAGAAUAACAGAAGUUUGAAGAAAAUCCCGAAACUCGAAGAUCCAGCUCAGUAUUCAAUGAUUGGUCUUAAGCCUAGACGAGCUGAUCUCGACAUGAACCAGCAUGUCAAUAAUGUCACCUAUAUCGGAUGGGUUCUUGAGAGCAUACCUCAAGAAAUUGUAGACACGCAUGAACUUCAGGUCAUUACUCUGGAUUACAGAAGAGAAUGUCAACAAGACGACGUAGUGGAUUCACUUACCACCUCAGAAGUUGGUGGGACCAAUGGCUCUGCCACGUCAGGCACACAGGGCCACAACGAGAGCCAGUUCUUACAUCUACUGAGGUUGUCUGGAGAUGGUCAGGAGAUCAACCGCGGGACAACCCUGUGGAAAAAGAAGCCAUCCAGAUAA
Messenger RNA from Arabis nemorensis, 1074 nucleotides. The record is from the annotation of a GenBank genome assembly. NCBI's taxonomy places the organism in Eukaryota, Viridiplantae, Streptophyta, Magnoliopsida, Brassicales, Brassicaceae.